Prunus persica (peach) is the source of this 5367-nucleotide messenger RNA. RefSeq names its product chloroplastic group IIA intron splicing facilitator CRS1, chloroplastic. The record is from RefSeq and is a predicted model, not a curated record. Gene Ontology annotation, biological process: RNA splicing, via transesterification reactions. Gene Ontology annotation, molecular function: mRNA binding. Bases 153 to 2693 code for a protein of 846 amino acids. Lineage: Eukaryota; Viridiplantae; Streptophyta; Magnoliopsida; Rosales; Rosaceae. The transcript has 13 exons.
AAAUGCAAACUAUCUCAAAAUAUCCAAUUCUUUUUCUGUUAUCCCAUGAUCAAACCAUGACCAGUUCUUGGAGAAAACUCAAGAUAAGAAACUGAGAGAGACUUCAUCCUCACUUCACUCUCCCCUGUCCUCCAGUCCCUCAAAAACAAAUUAUGCCUGCCACUCUCUUUCUCACUCCUCUUUCCACUCUACCAAACAUUACCCAUCAUCUUCCCUCUCACUCAAACCCACCAUUCCAUUCAUACAAUCCCAUCUCAUCUGCCUUAAACUCAAAACCUCCACAAAACCCCAAACCAACUAACCCAAUUCCCUCAAAAUCUCCCAAUUCUCUCUCACUCAGCUCCACCACGACAACCCCGAAUUCGAAGGCUCCAUCAGAGCCUAAUUCAAGCACUGAUGCUUGUAUUAAGGCGCCCACAGCUCCAUGGAUGAAGGGUCCUCUUCUUCUUCAACCCCAUGAAGUCAUUGACUUCUCAAAACCCCGAAACAAGAAGACCCACAACAAUGCCAAAGCCGAAAAGCCGGAUACUGUGCUGGCUGGGAAGUUAGUUGGCAUUAGAGGCGAUAAAGCAAUCAAGCAAAUUGUCCAAAGCAUUGAAAGGCUUGGACCAAACCAGAAAACAGAUGAAACCCAGAAAGGUUUUGGGGAAUUUAGAAUUUGGGAUUCCUUGGAGGGACUUGGACAAAAUGAAAAAUGGGAUGAAACCCACAAAGAUUUUGUGGAGUUUGGAAUUGGUGGUUGUUUGGAGGGACUUGGAAAAGCUGCGGAUUCGAGAUUUGGCGGGAAAAUGCCGUGGGAGAGGGAUGAAAGGAUCGUCUUUCAGAGAAUAAAGAAGAAAAGGGUGGCAAGUGCAGCCGAACUGAGCCUCGAGAAAGAGUUGCUUGAGAGGUUGAGAGCUGAGGCUGCUAAGAUGAGGAAAUGGGUGAAGGUCAAGAAAGCUGGGGUCACUCAAGCCAUUGUGGAUGAUAUAAAGUUCAUUUGGAAAACAAAUGAACUUGCCAUGGUCAAAUUUGAUGUGCCUCUCUGCCGGAAUAUGCAUAGAGCUCAAGAAAUAGUUGAGACCAAGACUGGAGGCAUGGUUGUUUGGGGAAAGAAAGAUACACUUGUAAUUUAUAGAGGAUGCAAUUAUCAGUCGAGUUCAAAAUUUUUUCCGAAGAUGCGCCCAUGCUCUGCUGACCGUCAAGAAACAUUGUCCUCUGAUCACAUGCAGCCGGAUUUGGAAGAAAAUAGUAGUUAUCAAUAUAAAUCAUUUGAAAGUCCUGUGGAUGAAAAGAUGAGCCGAAAGGAUGCAGAAGAGGAUUGUAUUCAAAGUGGAACCUUUCAAGAAACCAGUAUGAGUUGCCAACCAACUAGUAGGUCAUUAUAUGAGAAGGAAGCAGAUAGAUUAUUGGAUGGCUUGGGACCUCGAUUCAUUGACUGGUGGAUGCACAAACCUUUGCCAGUAGAUGCGGACUUGCUUCCGGAAGUGGUUCCUGGGUUCAAAGCUCCAAUUAGGCGUUGCCCACCACACACUAGAUCAAAGCUGACAGAUGAUGAACUAACAUUCUUGAGGAAGUUUGCUCGCUCAUUACCUACUCAUUUUGUCUUAGGAAGGAACAGAAAACUUCAAGGCCUCGCUGCUGCCAUUUUAAAAUUGUGGGAGAAAAGUCUUAUAGCGAAGAUUGCUGUGAAGUUCGGAGUUCCGAACACAAACAACGAGCAAAUGGCAUAUGAGCUGAGGUGUCUCACAGGAGGAGUUCUGAUACUACGUAAUAAGUUUAUUAUAUUACUUUAUAGAGGCAAGGACUUCCUUCCUUGUGGGGUUGCAGAUUUAGUAGCAAAAAGGGAAGUGGAGCUCACAAGAUGGCAACUCUACGAAGAACAUGCACGCCAAAAAGCAAUUGAAACUUUUUGUGAAUCUGGUGAACCGUUAGUGAAUACAGUUGGAACAUUAUCAGAAUUCCAAGAUAUCCAAACAGAGUAUGGAGAACUUAUAAAAGAAAAUAAGAAUGUCGAAAUUAAGCUGGAAGCUGAAAAGGAACAACUAGAGAGGGAACUGAGGAAUCAAGAACGGAAGUUUUUCAUUCUAAACAAGAAAAUAGAGAAAUCAACAAAUGAGUUAUCAAAGUUGAAUUCUCAAAGGACACCUGCUGAGCAGGAUGUUGACCAGGAAAUGAUGACUGAAGAAGAGAAAGAAUGUUUACGAACGGUAGGACUGAAGAUGCAUAGUUGCUUGGUGCUCGGCAGGCGUGGGGUUUUUAAUGGUGUAAUGGAAGGUCUUCAUCAGCAUUGGAAGCACAGAGAGGUAGUCAAGGUUAUUACGAUGCAGAAACUGUUUAGACAGGUCAUGCACACUGCAAAGUUGCUUGAAGCAGAAAGCGGUGGGAUUCUAGUUUCAGUGGAUAAGCUAAAAGAAGGCCAUGCUAUUAUUAUUUACCGUGGGAAAAAUUACCGACGGCCUUUAAUGCCAACAGGGGGGAAUCUUCUAUCUAAAAGAAAAGCAUUGCAUAGAUCUCUUGAAAUGCAGAGAAUUGGAUCACUCAAGUUUUUUGCAUCCCAGAGACAGCAAGCAACCUUAGACUUGAAACUCAAACUGAAUGAUGAGAUCUUGCUGGAGAAGCCAAGAAUAUCUUUGGAGGAAUUUCCAUGGUUUGAAGGCUACCUUCCAGCAUUUCUAUCACCUUGCUCAUGGAUGGCCGAUCAGAGGGAUUAAUCUGAAUGCACCACAAACUUACCAAAAUCAUUUUCCUUACCGUUUGUUCUUCCUCGCCAGUAGUAAUCCCUUGGAGACCUAAAUCCCUCAGUUUUAAAUGCUAUGGCUUUCACUUUCUUCCAAUAUUUUGUUAAAAAUACAUUCUCUCUACAGUGACGUCUCGAGUUAAAAGAAUUAUUUCGGAUGCAGUGCCGGUUGAGCAGCGUAGGAGGCCGGUACACUAGCCCGUUGAUUUUGACUGAAGGAUGCUAGAUCCUUCAACUGGCAGCAUGUUUUUAUCAUAUUUUUUCUAUAUUUUCAGUCACAUUUUUUAUAGGGUUAAUUAUCUUAAGUAUAGAAUAACCGUACAAACUUAGAUUUUAGGUUUUGGGGCCCAAAACUCGAGAGCUAAAACUUCAAAUCUAAGCAAGAAACUGUGCUGGUUGACCUGCAUAUUCAUUAGUUCAGGAUGAAUUUCCUAUUCCAAAAUGAAUUUUAAAAGAACAAGGAAGACAUACCUGGUUUUAUCCGAACCCUUGGACAUUUAGAUAGAUAAGGCUGAUCAGGGCAAUAGCAUGAAAAUCCUGUUGAACUCAUAUUAUACCUGCACUGCCCAUCUGAUCUAGUACACUCAUCACAUAGACUAUUAUUUGCUGUCUACAACAAUCUAAAACCACCCUGUAAAACCGCAGCCAGACUGAUUUGAUUGUUUUGUAGAUUUAACAAUGCCGUUUAAUCUGCAGGAACGUUGACGCGGCUGUUCCACAUGCCCAAACGACUGCUUGCUGAUGUUAGGUUCCUUGCCACAUCGUAGUAGCUGAAGUUGCCUGUGCCAUUUCCAUUUACUGCGCAAUCAAUUGACUGGGGAGAAAGCUCUGGAAUUGAAGGGCAUCCACACUACAGUAUGAGCUUAUGACUAUCAGAAGCUUAGUUAAAGAAGCGGUGAUCCAGAGUCGUAUUGACGACAAUGCCUGCUGGACAAGUAUUGCUCCACAAAUCUGCUAAGGCAACUUUGAGAGUCUGUUAUGUUGUUGAUUCCAAAAAUCUGGUAACGUUGUGACAUGAUUGAGAUCUCAGGGCCAUCGGUUUUGAAUUCUAGUUCAAAUGCAGGGUGGCCGCAGUACUCUGGCCGGUGGAGACCCCAGAAUGGAUAUCCUAUGUCUUGUCAUCUAUUCCUGAGCACCAAAAUGUUUUACUGCAGUUCAGGUAUUGCUUAUCAUAGCCGGCAGACAGAGAGGGGAGGACAUUUGCAAUAGAGCGAAGGAGAAACAAACACAGGCAACAAAGUUUCAUUUUUCUCUCCGUGGAGCUAAGAAAGCCAGAAAUAGAACUCAGAUAUGGAAAGUGAAGUUAUUAUGUUUCUGUAAAUGUACAUAUUCUUUUUGUUUGCUUGAGUGUUUGAAUUCAAUGGCUUUUCACAAGGAAAUGACUUUGAAUCUUCUUUCAGUUAAUUCCGCAUGCACCUGCACCAGAGAAGAUUAAAAGAGGCUAAGACAAAUCCUGUUGUCUAGAAGGAUGACUAUAUUUAACUAGAGUUAUUUUGACUCCAUUGCUGAUGCUACCUCUGAUUGCAGCUUGAAGAUUUUUGUUCCAAUGACGGUCCUAGCACUCUUUAUUCUCAUUCCAGUCAAUGUAUCAAGUGGAACAUUAUUUUUCCCAAGGAAAGAAUUAGUUUUGACUUUUGAGUGACAUUGAUAAACUCUCUAUAUCAAAUGUGCUCCCUAAAUCCAUAAGGUUUUUUUUCCACAUAGGAUUGGAAUACUUGUUCACACUCUGGACUUGUUACAUGUUAUACAAGGAGUAUGACUAUGUAGCAUCAAUGAGAUUACAAUUCUUAGCUUCACAGCGCAGGCGUGCAGAACAGUUCACAGUAGUGGUUAGGAGUAUACCACACGUCUCUGGUUGCUCAGUAUCAGAAACUGUGGACCACUUCUUUCAGACGAACCACCCGAGUAAUUAUCUUUGUCAUCAGGCAGUGUACAAAGCAAACAAAUUUGCCAAACUUGCGAGAAAGCGAGAUAGGCUCCAAAAUUGGCUAGACUAUAACCUGCUUAAGUUCGAAAGGCAUCCAGACAAAAAACCAACUACAAAGAUAGUGUUUUCAUAUGAAGCAAUGGCAAAAGACAAUGGAGCAAACUGCGGAACCUGACCUAAAUUUGAAGUCAUACUUGGCCGAUGCCUACUUGCACCCCAUUUUCCGGUCAUUCGAGGAACAGGAGUUGGUUGAAGUUAGUGUAGACAAGCAUCAAACUCUUGCUGCCACUCCCAUAACAAGCGAACUCAGUUCCCCCUCUCCGCCCCAUUACGCCCGUCAGACACCCCCAUCUUCUCCCCAAUCUGCCCACUAUCAAUCAUCUCCACCCCAGUACGUCUAUAAUUCAAACUCCUCCCAGUUAUGAGUAUCAUUCAACCUACCCACCACAUCAUGCCUAUUACAACGAAGAACCUUGACCAUUAACUUGCUAGUAUGCUUACAAGACCUCUAACUAUGUUAUCUAGCUUAUUUUCCAGUUACUUGAUGUAGAGGUUUUGUAUGCCUAAAGCCGGCCAAAUUUGCACUCCCAAGUAAUAUUUCAACACCUUGCACAGCAGAUUCCAUUAUAGAUACAGUCCAGCUCGUAUUUGUAUUUUUUUGGCCAACCAGCUCGUCUUUGUAUUACCCAACUGAAAUUAAUUCACGUGUUAGAAUCAAAAA